Messenger RNA from Brassica napus (rape), 990 nucleotides. RefSeq lists its product as uncharacterized. NCBI's taxonomy places the organism in Eukaryota, Viridiplantae, Streptophyta, Magnoliopsida, Brassicales, Brassicaceae. The record is from RefSeq and is a predicted model, not a curated record. Bases 1 to 990 code for a protein of 329 amino acids. The transcript has 2 exons.
AUGCGCAAGACGGUAAAGGGUUUCCUCCAACACAACAUCCUUGACCCCAGACUAAGCCAGACGAAUAUCUGUCUCAUUCCAAAGACCGAUCGUCCUAGUGAGAUGUCUGAAUUUCGUCUGAUUAGUCUAUGCAAUGUAAGCUACAAGAUCAUCUCAAAAGUCCUGAGUAAGCGCUUAAAACGUUGCCUCCCUAGUUUAAUAUCGGAGACUCAAUCAGCCUUUGUGGCUAGACGCCUCAUUACAGAUAAUAUUCUCGUCGCGCGUGAAAUCUUCGACGCCCUGAGAACAAAUCCCAGCUGUAAAGUUAAAUUUGGGGCAAUCAAAACCGAUAUAAGCAAAGCUUUCGAUAGAGUUGAAUGGUCUUUCCUGGAGGCUUUGCUCCUAAAACUCGGCUUCUCGGCAAAAUGGGUGUCGUGGAUAAAGAUCUGCAUCUCUUCCGUCUCAUACCAAAUACAAGGAGCGGAGCAAGAAGGUAGGAUUAUAGGACUAAAAAUCGCAAGAGGGAGCCCCCCGAUCUCACACCUCCUAUUCGCUGACGACAGUCUUUACUUAUGCAGAGCAGAGAUCCCGCAAUGUGCGGAGCUUAUGAAAAUAAUCAACACCUACGGCUGCUCCUCGGGACAGCGAUUAAACGUAGAUAAGUCUUCCAUCCUAUUCGGCAACAAAGUACCUACUGACACAAAAGCCGCUAUCAAGCAAACCCUAGGUAUCACCAAAGAAGGAGGCAUGGGAGUUUACCUCGGUCUUCCAGAAAAAAUCUGUGGCAGCAAAAAGCAGGCUUUUGCCUUCAUCCAGGAAAGACUGCAGAACCGUAUCAACUCCUGGUCCGCGAAACUCCUCUCUAAAGGUGGGAAAGAAGUUCUAAUUAAAUCCGUAGCCCAAGAACUCCCUACCUACGUCAUGUCAUGCUUCCUACUACCUCAAGAGAUCAUACGAAAACUCACCAGUGCUAUCUCCCGCUUCUGGUGGAGCACCAAAAAUGAAAACUGA